This is a messenger RNA of Podarcis lilfordi (Lilford's wall lizard), 30985 nucleotides long. Lineage: Eukaryota; Metazoa; Chordata; Lepidosauria; Squamata; Lacertidae. The record is from the annotation of a GenBank genome assembly.
CUGCCUUCAGAAUGCUCCAUUAUCAAAACCCUGUUCACUGUAGACACUAGACAAGCAGUGGGCAGACAAACUAUCUCAAGCAAGAAAGGGUUUUCUACCAGCAGCUGGAACUAAAUCUAGGACUCUUCUGCUUGGACAGUUUACAAGGUAAAGAUCUAUUUCAAGUCGGUUUAGAAUGAACACAAGCUUUUACUAGAAAACCAGAGGAUGUCUCUUUUUAAUUGAUUCUUAUUAAAAACGUGUGUUUUUUAGAAGUCCCUUUGAUUUCAAUGAAAUCUUCCUUGGAAUUUAUUUCACCGAAUGAAAUAGGAAUUGAUUUGAUUCUGCAUAAUGUGUUUCAAGUCAAGGUGAAGUACGGUAAUUAAGGAACAUCCCCGUAAACAUGUUUUAAAUAGUGCAGUCAAGGGUCUUGCCCCAUACUAAAAACCAGUUCUGAUUUAUUCUUACUUUGGGUUUUCAUACUUUUACUGAUUUAUUUAUGGGAUCCUUUUUGUGACCCAUCUUGAGUGUCUCAUAAAUUUUCCCAAGAAAGAGCAGCAGUUAGAUACACCCACAUGCAAUCAAUAUACCUUAACAGGUAUGGGGAUGUGACUAUGUGAUGAGAAAAGAGGAGGAAUUUAAAUGCAAGUCACUCCUGAGCGGACAUAUGUUAACAAAUAACCCAUCACACACUGCUUUCCCUGGAUGGGCCACAAUCCUAUCUGCACAUUUGCCAAGGAAUGAGUCCUGUUGAGCUCAGUGGGACUUACUUCUGAAUAGGCAUGUUAAUAGGAUCACGUGCUGUGAAUCAACCCACUACCUAUACCUUAACCAAAAUAUUAUUUUCCUGAUGUUUGGGUGGCUUGUGAUAUUUCCCUUUAACAAAGAUUGUUGACAGAGAUUCCCCAGAAACUGCGCCCAUCGUGUAUGGGUAUAGCCAGGGGUCAUUCAAUUAAAUAAAUAAAAAUACUUAACUAAAAGUAGAAAUUGUAGAAAUAUUUUGAUAGAUGUUUCUGAGCAUGGGGGGGAGGGGCAAAAGAAAGUAAUUUUAAACAACUCUUGUUGAGACAUUUCAUUCUGAAUCUGCUAGCCAGAGCCAGGCAGAAGUUGAUGACAGGUGGGUGCCCUGCCCCCCACCAACAUAAAUCCUGGCAAUGCCCAUGACGUCGUGGUUCACCCUUGAGUUUAGAAUACCCCCCCCCCCAAUUAAAAUUGGAGCGAUUAGUUCAAUGGGAGCAGAAGAGACCCUCGCUUUUCCGCAGCUUGCUGUUUUCAUUUGCACCUAACCUGGCUGUGCGCCCGGGAAAAGAUCAAAGCGGAGCGUAAAGAUAUAGUAAAGAGGCUUGGCAGGGUUUUUACCCCGCAAAUCACGCUUGCUUGGCUAGGGGGCGUGUGUGUUUUCCUCUUCUCCUUUUCCCCUCCCACUUAUCCCUGGGUUUCCCGACGGCGCACAGCCCUGCGCUCAACAGACGGCCGGGCUGCUUCGCCGCCUGGUGCGCUCAGGGUGGGCGCACGUGUUUGGGGCUGCCUGGGAUUGGCCGCGACGGGGAUCCGGCGGGCGCUGCCACCUGGCGGGCUUGCUGAUCCCGUAUCCGGAAGCUUUCUCUCUCUCUCCCGUCCUUUUAGACCCAAGGCGGCGGCGUGCGCACCAGUCUCCUCGGGCAGCGGUCAUGGGUAGGCGCAGCGCCUGGGAGCUGUGGGUCCUGGCGCUCUUCUUGCUCCGCUUCGGCGCAGCGCUGGAGCCCAGCAGCGCCUCUCCGGCGCGCCUCGAGGGGGAGGCCGGGCGCAGCAGCCCCGCCGCUGGCGCUGGGGAGAGCAGCGUCGCCCCGAUCGCCGCCGGAGAGCAGCUGGAGGAAGAGGACACCGGUAGCUCCAACCUCUCCAAAGUGGUGGCGCCCGGGAAGGGCGACCGAGGGUCGUACCCGCCGUGCGCUAGGAAGACGGACAUCGCCGAGGCGUUCAAGUAUAUCAACACGGUGGUGGCUUGCGCCGUCUUCGUGCUGGGCAUCAUCGGCAACUCCACGCUGCUGCGGAUCAUCUACAAGAACAAAUGCAUGAGGAACGGCCCCAACAUCCUCAUCGCCAGCCUGGCGCUGGGAGACCUGCUGCUCAUCAUCAUCGACAUCCCCAUCAAUUUGUACAAGGUAAGCGGCGGCAGACAGCAAGGCGCGCGGUUGGUGGCGUGGGAGCAGCAGAGCGGCAGACCUAAGCAGGAGGACUCCGGCGACUUCUUCUUGUUUCCUUUCUCUCCCCCUCACCCCCGAAAUUUUUAUUAAAGUUUUAAGUAGACAAUAGAAUUAUAUCUAGAACCAGUGCUUUCCCCAAAUUGGGAAAAAUAAAUACAGUAAAUGGACAAAAGUACAAAGUUUCACAAAAUGUUUAGGGAUAUGCAUACCCCCAGAAAAAAGCACUGUCUAGAACAAAUGAAGUCAGAAAUAGAAAGAAAGAAAGGAAAGGAAAGGAAAGGAAAGGAAAGGAAAGGAAAAAAGGGGGGGAAAUCGUUCCAGUUCCUUAUAGACCAAUUAUGUUUGUUAUUGGUAUGAGCUUUCGUGUGCAUGCACACUCCUCUAAGGUGCUACUGGAAAGAAAAAAAGAAAAGAGAGGGAAAAGACGAUAGAUAGAUCUAUCUCCCUCUCCCUCUAUUCUAUUUACAGUGGUACCUCAGGUUACAGACGCUUCAGGUUACAUACGCUUCAGGUUACAGACUCCGCUAACCCAGAAAUAUUGCUUCAGGUUAAGAACUUUGCUUCAGGAUGAGAACAGAAAUCGUGCUCCAGCGGCGCGGCAGCAGCGGGAGGCCCCAUUAGCUAAAGUGGUGCUUCAGGUUAAGAACAGUUUCAGGUUAAGUACGGACCUCCAGAACGAAUUAAGUACUUAACCUGAGGUACCACUGUAUACUCUAAUCUUCAGUCCACAUACAAAGAAGUGAGUCUGCCCGCCCAACCAGGGACGUUUUCCUCUUAGCCUCACAUCCUCAGAAAAGCCCACUCUUGCCUGUCUCCCACACAGGCUCCUCUCUUCUAACCAUCACCCCUCUCUCUGUAUGUAGCUUCAUUUAUGCAAAGGACAUUAAUAAGAGAGCUACCAGAAAUUAGCAAUCAUAAAAACGUUGUUGAUUCCUUUUGAGGAUGCUGGGCUUUAAUUUGAAAUCGCUCUGUAAUCUGAGUUUGAGGGACUUGGGUGGUAAUAAAGAGGUGGCCUCUGAGGAUGUGCAGAGUACAUCACAGGCCUUACUCAUUAAUGGUGGCCGACCCAUGCAUGCUUGCCGUUGAAAGGGCAGAGCUUCUCGGGCGGAGAAUUGCGGAGUUUACGCACAGGAUCCUUGCAUCCAUUAAAACAGAGGAGUGGUUUAAGUAGAAUUAACAGUGCAGUCCUGUACAUGCUUAUUCUGAAGAAAGUUCCACCGUAUUCACUGAGGCUUACAUCCCAGAAUUGCAGCCUAAGUCUUCUAAACAGUCUCGGUCGUAAAAUGUUAAAGCUCUAAAAAGAACCUACAUUGCUGCUAAGGGUUGCAAGUGGCUCAAAAUUAAAAUGAGUAAACAGCCAUUUGUGGGGGGUUUUGAACAAUUGAUUUGUCAAAAUUUAUCUUUUGUGCCAUGAAAAUAAAUAAAAACAGUAUUAAUUUUUAAAAAACAAAAAAGGGUUUUUACAGUGAGAGGUGCUACUCAAGAGCACUCAAAAGGUUAUACACUCUGCCCUGGAAACUCUUUUGUCUAAUAACGGAUAGGCUGGGGUUGGCAGCACUUAGUAGUGAGAGAAAGGAACUCUGCACACGGUCAGAGGCAUUAUCUACUUUAUCAUCUCUUCAGGAGUUCUAGGUCUGAACCCUUCUGUUGAAACCUGGUUUCUGAGUCUUGGUAAGAACUGCUUGUUUUGGGCUGCAAUCCUGUGCACACUUUCUUUGGUGUAAGUCCCAUUACACUCAGUAGGGCUUGCCUCUGAGUAAAUGGGUGCUGGUAUGAAUUGUCAUGAGAACUGGGGUGCGCUUCAUGAGGUGUGCAGAAACAUUCACUCAGCCGGGAGAAAGAUGAGUGUAUAAUUCUUUGUAAUCACUGGGUCUUAAAGAGUGCUUAACUCUGGUUGGAUUUCAUUCACAUUGUACUGUAUUUCACACUAUGCAAAACAAAACUGAGGAACUUUCUGCUGUGAUAUUGAAUAACACGAAUAUUCAUAUUGAGGAUUUAUUACAGGGCAGAGGAUAUAUUUAAGAGCCUUGAAUUUAAAAAAGUAGACAAAUUCAUGAAAGACGGAAACAUCACUGAAUAAUGUCUCAAAAACUCAAAUUCCCCUGGAGUUUAGACGGCAGUCCUAAUCCCAUUUAUUCUAGAGUAAGCCCCAUUGUGGGACGCGGGUGGCGCUGUGGGUUAAACCUUAGAGCCUAGGGCUUGCCAAUCAGAAGGUUGGCGGUUCGAAUCCCCACAACGGGGUGAGCUCCCGUUGCUUGGUCCCUGCUCCUGCCAACCUAGCAGUUUGAAAGCACGUCAAAGUGCAAGUAGAUAAAUAGGUACCGCUCCAGCGGGAAGGUAAACGGUGUUUCCGUGCUCUGCUGGCCACAUGACCUGGAAGCUGUACGCUGGCUCCCUCAGCCAAUAAAGCGAGAUGAGCGCCGCAACCCCAGAGUCAGCCACGACUGGACCUAAUGGUCAGGGGUCGUUUUACCUUUACCUUUAAGCCCCUUUGCAUUCUGUUAAACUUACUUCUGAGGAGAUAUGGUUAGGAUUACACUGUUACGAGAUAUACACAGGCUUAUCUGAUACCCCAGGCAAUGAAGGUGAUCUGCUGAGACUGGACUGCCCAUAAUAAUAAUAAUAAUAAUAAUAAUAAUUUAUUAUUUAUACCCCGCCCAUCUGGCUGGGCCUCCCCAGCCACUCUGGGCGGCUUCCCAAAAAAUAUUAAAAUGCUAUAAUACAUCAAACAUUAAAAGCUUCCCUAAACAGGGCUGCCUUCAGAUGUCUUCUAAAAGUCUGGUAGUUGUUGUUCUCUUUGACAUCUGGUGGGAGGACGUUCCACAGGGAGUAUUUGAAGAUAUUUGAAUAUGAAUAAUAGGGCAGGGGUCGGCUUCAUGCUAGGGUCCCCGGCUGGGGUCUUGGGGAGAGGCAGCAAACCUUGAGGCAUGUGGCUUGGCUCACUCGCUUGAGUCAGUCAUGGCCUCUGCAAUUUUGACAAGUUUGACAAGGGCGAGAGCUACGUUUGGGCAAUCCUGGUUUGUGGAAGUUGCGUUUUAUCAAUCUUUUUUAUGAGGUCCCAUUGAGGUUCAGUUUGGCUGAUGGUAGGAUAUAUGACGCUGAUGCACUGACCAUUGGUUUGGCCCACCAUUGCCCCAUAGUAUUUGAAAUCAACUGAGCCACCAUGAUACUAAUCACAUUCCUUGACCAACAACUCUUUGGCCAUUUCCUUCCGAAGUCCGUCCCAUUCUCAGCUGGUGUCAUUGGACAGUUUGGUUGACUCACGUCUUGCUGGGACAGAACAGAUCCUCAGUACGUGUGCAAAGGAAGUGUCACUGACCACAGUGACCAUCCCAGCCACAAUUCAAAGCUUGCCAGUUUUGUUCAUGCUCCCAGCCCUUCCCACAUUUGACAGAGGUUUAAUGCACACCCAAAAAAGCCUUAAUGGGGGCUUCCUGAACAACAGCAUCCUAUUUCCUAAACCAAUCCUGAAACUAUUUCAGUAGUUGCCCUUGUAGUUUCUUUUGCAGUUGUUGAAUUCCCAGAAAUAAAGUCCGUUUCGCUUGCUAGCUGAUGCUUAGUGUUGUUUGUCAAAUAAAAACAAACGCUCCCAUUGUCACAGAUAUAUGCAGAUCUGUUUGACUCCGCAUGUUGAAUUUCCUGUACAAAAGCAGCAAGAGCUCAGAAUUGCUUUGCUCACAAAUUCCACCCCCCUUGGCUUCCAUCGCUGCAAAGCUCAUUCAGCGCUCUCAGAAAAGCAGCGUCAUCAUUCGUUCAUGCAGUUUUCUAGGGCAGUGACUAAGGAGAGGGGGACCUGCCACGUGGAGAGAGCGAGGAAGAACUUCUCAUAGAACAGUGUCGUGGGGUUGAAAGGGACCUCGAGGGUCAUCUAGUCCAACCCCCUGCUGGUGCAGGCCAUUUGCUGCCACAGCAUCCGUCUCAAGUAACCUAGCAUCCUUUGACUUCUGGGGUGUCAGCAACACUUCACACUGACUAGGGUGCUCCACAUUCCAUUCAGUGCAACGUUUUUACAGUCGUACCCAUUCUGGAAGUCUGUUACAACUUCCAGAACGUUCGGAAGCCAAAGCAUGGCUUCUGAUUGGCUGUAGGAAGCUCCUGCAGCCAAUCAGAAGGCGUGGAAGCGCCAUUGGACGUUCGGUCAGAACACUCACUUCCAGGUUUCCAUCGUUCAGGAGCCGAAAUGUAGGAGUACCAAAGUGUUCGACAACCAAGGUACAACUGUAUUUUUUUAGUACAGUAAGUAAAUGUAUAGUCAGACGUUGGCAGAAUUGGAGGAAAGUGCCACAAAAUGCUUUUGUGUUUCUCCUGGAUGAUGUUUUAGAGGAGUAGAGAUCAAAUACAGAUUACCAUUUCUACCAUGCUGUAAUUUACCGGUAAACCCAUUUCCUGCAUUAUUGCAAAGUGGUGAUAAUUUUUAAAAUAUUUCUGCACCAGAGAUGGGAAUUCCUUUUUUUAUUAUUAUUAUUCAAGCCCAGGGGUUCCCUUAUAGACAAUUUCCCAAGGGCCACAUAUUAGUGUUGGGCAGGGAGAGACAGAGGCAGAAGUGGACAGACGGAACAAACAUUACAAGAAAGGAGAUUCCGACUGAACAUCAGGAAGAACUUUCUGAUGGUGUAAGCUGCUAGACAUUGGAAUGGACUUCCUUGGAAGGUGGUGGACUCUCCUUCAUUGGAGGGUUUUAAGCAGAGAUUGGAUGGCCAUCACUUAACUCAGGCAGCGCAGAGCCAAUGAGAGACAUGGCCUUGGAGAAGGAGCAGAGACUGGGAAUAAUCCCAGGCUGGAUAGAGGGGGGGCCCUGAGGUUUACAUCCCCUCUUCUGCAGCAUACAAUAGGAAUGGGGAACAGUGACCCUUCAGGGGCUGUUAGACUACAACUCCCAUCAUCCCUUCUAUUGGCAAAAGCUAAUUGAAUUUCCAUGAAUUUUUAUGAGUCUGCUUCUUUUUGAUGUUGCCCUCCAGUCUUCAUUCACAGACCGAUCCGGAUGUGAGAUUAUCAUGAGUGCUUUCAGCUGAGACCGCUGUAUUAAUUUAAUCAGUUAUCUUGGGGAGACUCAGAAUAGAUUCACACACACCCCUUUCUUUUCACAUUGGUACCUCGGGUUACAUACACUUCAGGCUACAUACGCUUCAGGUUACAUACUCCACUAACCCAGAAAUAGUACCUCGGGUUAAGAACUUUGCUUCAGGAUGAGAACAGAAAUUGUGCUCCAGCAGCGCAGCAGCAGCAGGAGGCCCCAUUAGCUAAAGUGGUGCUUCAGGUUAAGAACAGUUUCAGGUUAAGAAUGGACCUCCGGAACGAAUUAAGUACUUAACCCGAGGUUCCACUGUACUCAUUAUAAUAACUUCUGGGCAUCCCUAUUUCAGAAUAUGGUAGAGUAUCGCAGUGUGUGCAGACCAUUCCUGUUAUCCUCUCUGACCAGUUCUGAACCGAUUUGCUAAAUUCAACCUUUUAUUCAUGAUAUACAUCAAACCUCAGCAAUAUCUCUUUAAAUGAGCACUUCACAGCUUUGAAAGGUAUACACACAAAAUGAAUUCAAACAGGAUAGUUAGAAGCCUAUGUUUUUCAAAGCACAUCUAUCAGGAAUGGAAGUUUACUCCAGACUGGAUUUCUUAUGGCUCCCUGUUAGGUUGGAAAUCAUGUGUUUGCAGCUACAUAAAGUGUGAAGCUAUGCUUGUUUGCAGUGGCUUCAUGGUUAUUAUCCAGUGCUCUUAAAUCUUUCUGUAUCCCUUAUCUGCAUAUCACUCCACACAAGCUUAUCUUUUAUCAUCCCCUUCUGUCUCCUUCUCCCACUCCUGUCUCCAUGCUUUUGCCCUUUGCCUUUUAACAGCUUCCCACUUCUCUGUGUCCAUCAAAACCCUUCCUUCUUCUUCCCAAGUUCCAUAUUUUCAGCACAGUAUUUCUAACACUGCCUUAGCCUCUUCCUUUCUUCUGUUUCACUGCUGCCAAGCUUCUUCCCUAUCCCAUCCUCUCUAGGAUUUGCCAAGUUUCAGUGCCUGGCUCCUUUUCCAGCUUGAAAUAAUUUUCUUUAAAAAAAAUAUUAUUAGAUUUUCCAUAAUAAUAACAUAAACCACAAAGCAGAAUAAUACACAAAAACAGAAAAAAGAAAAGAAAAAUACAUCAGUGAACGGGGGGAAAAGGAACAAUAAACAGAUAAACAAUAACAACUAACUCAAUUCUUUACACAUCCAACCUUUUAAACAUCUUGGUUGACUUCUUCUAGUCCCUCCCUUCUGAGUUUCCUUGUAGUUGAAAGUAACAGCUUUCAAAUAUCUUUAUUAAACUAAAACAAUUUCCAAUUAUAGUCCAUCUUAUUCACAUUUCUUAAUAUUCUAAAUCCCGUUUAUUUAAUUAUAACUUAGUUUAAUCCUAGGCCUAUUUGUUUCUUUCAAGUAAUUUCUAAUUUUUUAUAUUACAGUAUUUAUUCAAAUAGUCCUUAAAUUUCCUCCAGUCCUCUUGAAACUCCUUUCUGGUCGCAGAUUCUUCCAGUCAGAUCAGCUAGCUCCAAAAAGUCCAUCAUCUUCAUCUGCCAAUCUUCCACUGUUGGUAAUUCUUGUGUUUUCCAAUUUUUAGCAAGUCAUAUUUGGGUCGCCGUUGUGGCAUACAAAAAUAAUUUAACAUCUUUCUUGGGCUUGAAAUAAUUUGCAUCAUGCCUCUCUAACGUUGAUUUUAACAUGACCAAACAGUUGCCAUGCAUUUCAGAUUAUAAGGCAGUUUUUCCUAGGAAGGUGCAGUUGUUCCCAGCCAAUGUGACUGUGAAUAAUCAGAUCUUUUUUUUCCUCCAGGACAAGUUCUAUGAAACAAUUCUAGGCUAACUGGUUUGAUUGUUGCAGUAACUGAGAAUGUUACUAAGGUUGCGUUAUGUAAUUAGUUAUGUAAUUUCUUCUUCUUCUCUGGAUUUGAUUUGCAUAAAUCAGAGUAUUCCAAGUUUUGCAGCGGCAGCUCCCAUGCUGCAAGAGCUAGAUCUAAGUACCUGUUAUCUACCAUCUGUCUUCAUGAGAUGAUGGACUUGUAAGCUCUUUGGAUGGCUUGAGUCAUGUGGUUACAUUUCUUCGGGCGGAUGAAGGGUGCCAAACAGAAUGAGCCAGACCCACUGCAAGGUGUCACAUUUGUAGAUUAAAUGAGAAGGUUUUGGCUGGCAUCCAAAUUAAUUUGGAAAUGUGUCUGGAUGCCUUUACAUAGACUUGGGCAACGUGGCUGCAGCCUUCUGUACGAUUGUUCCCGUGUCACUCCCAGACAUGUACAAAACAUUACAGUGGUAUCUUAAUUUGUUCAGAAGGUCCGUUCUUAACCUCAAACUGUUCUUAACCUGAAGCACCACUUUAGCUAAUGGGGCCUCCUGCUGCCCCUGCGCCGCCAGAGCAUGAUUUCUGUUCUCAUCCUGAAGCAAAGUUCUUAACCCAAGGUACUAUUUCUGGGUUAGCGGAGUCUGUAACCUGAAGCGUCUGUAACCUGAAGCGUCUGUAACCUGAGGUACCACUGUAUAGCCAUGCACUCGAACUCCCUUGCAUCUUUCUAAAGAGUGCACAAAAUAGGCUUUCCGAAGGCUAUCAUGUAAGCGUGCGACAAAGCUCAACCACAUGACUAUAAGGUUUUUAGACAUUACUGAAAGCCUAGCUACGUAGCCAGAAUAUUUUUUUUACAUUCCUGGGAGCAAUAUAAGAGAAGCUGCAGGUCUGUUGAAAAGGAAGCCUUCUAUCAAAAUACUGAGUGACCUCUAGGAUUAUUGGCAUUGACGAUAUCACCAUAUCUAGAGUAAAUCCCUCUUGCAGUUUGUAUACAUACCCAAAUCACUGCAGCCAUCUCUCUUUGGGAAAAAACCAAGGCACUUGGUAGGUCUGCACAUUCCAUACUGCUGAUAUUAUCUUGCCAGGAAAUGCCAAGAUGAUAAACUGUGAAGAUCCAUCCAUUUUGCUCUUCCAGCCUGUAAUGGUCAACUGGUUCUAGUUGCUGUUGCUGCCCACACCCUACUCUCUCUCCCCAACAAUUUGACUCGGGUUUGAGAACUCCAGGUUGUUAGUAUGCUUUGGGGAGUAUCUGUGACAGUAUCCACAAGCUGAGUCCUAAAAGUUGUGAUUUCUGUUUUAAAGUCAUGGCAACGAAAUAAAUAUGGACAAAUCUCUAUCUUGUUUAACUUGCUUGGCUCACUCAAACCAUGAAAUUUGAGUCUGGAGGAUCUGCAAACCCCUCUGAGCUCCAGAGCAUUCAUGAAUCAUGUCUCUAUCUUAUCACCCAGGCAGAUAAAGCCAUAGUCCUCUUUCUGUGGACUGAUUCAGUUCCUAGUUAUGCUAUGUGGGUGGGAAGAUCAUAUCUUGUCUUCAUAUCAGACUAUACAGUAUUUGUCUUGCCGCUUCAGUUUUUCCUGUGCCCCACUGCAUGAAACAAAUUCUUGCUUUUGAAUACCUCCAUCGCCUCUUCUCAUCAGAUUAAAUAUGCAUUCAUCUACAUUUUUUUCCUUUUAAAUCCAGGCUGCAAGCUUUAUUUGACUUAAUCAGUGCAUUAAUCAACUAAAGUUUUAAUGAAGUCAUUAAGCAGUGAGGGCCAGUUUUAAUAAGGGAGCUGAGCUUUAAAAGCACUUGUUGCAUUUUUCAAAUUUUUCGUCCUGGCAUGAGCCUGACAUGAAUUACGACGUGGAAAUCAAAAUAUCAAAGGCAGCCUUUCCGCCCAACAAUGAGUGGUAGUCUUUGUUUAAUAACUUUUAAGGUGUCUCACAUUUGCAUCAACAUCUCAAAAAGGCAUUUAUAUUGGCAUUUUGGUUUCAUGAUUAUUAUUUUAAUAAUAGGUAGGUUAUUAAUCAAUAAUGCCAGUUGGUUGGCAGCCCUUACCUGUCUAUCUAGCCAUUCAUUAAUUCAUUCAUUCAUCCAACACUUUUGUAUCCUGGGUGUUCAGAGUAACAUGGAUACAUACAUUUUAUUUUCCUAUUGCUGAGGUUCAGUGUCUGAAGCACAGAGCACCGUCCUAACGGUUGUUGAUAGCUAUUACUUCCAGUUAAUAAAAUAGUCCUUUUUAAUAUUGCUUCCCUUGCUUAGGCCAGGCAUACAUGAUUGGAAUGAACCAAACACAGGAUUGGUUAAUCAUUGUUAAGUUACAUUAAAAAUCAGUGGAAUAGGGCAGUACAGUGGUACCUCGGGUUAAGUACUUAAUUCGUUCCGGAGGUCCAUUCUUAACCUGAAACUGUUCUUAACCUGAAGCACCACUUUAGCUAAUGGGGCCUCCUGCUGCUGCUGCACUGCCGGAAUACGAUUUCUGUUCUCAUCCUGAAGCAAAGUUCUUAACCCGAGGUAUUAUUUCUGGGUUAGCGGAGUCUGUAACCUGAAGCGUAUGUAACCCGAGGUACCACUGUACAUGUUUACUCAGUCAGAUAAGGACCUCAUAUGUAUGGUGGAAAAAAUAAUGCAUUAGGAUUGCAUCGACAACUUAACUUACUACAAACGUGAAGCUUUUAGAUUUGAUACAUGUCUUUCAAAAAGAAUCAGUUCCCACUUUUCCACCACACAUAUAAUAUCUCUGGCCAAUUGAAGUUAUACAAGCCAGACUUUAUUCAUUACUAGCUUAAGUUCUGUUGAUUUCCAUGUGAUUAAUUUUUCCUGGAUUAGGCUCGAUCCGUGCAUUCGGUUUUUCAUUUCAAUUUUCCUGAGCAUGUUCUAACAGCUUUAUUAUUUGGUCUGGUUUCCAGGGGCCAGAGUUUAGCUUUCUGCAGUCUUAUACCUGCUUACUUGACUAUAGUAAUAGUUCAUUAUUCGCUUGUGCUGUAAGGACAUAUUUCCAUUUGAUUCUCUUAACAUAUAUUCUACUCUUAAGGUUCUAAAUCGCUGGUGGGGGGUUGCAGAUAUAGCUGCAUAGAGGCACAAACUAUGAUCGAUAUAGAAUUGUUAACCCUUAGCUGCUUGUUCACUCUUCACAGCUCCAUGCGGAAAACUGGCCUUUUGGGGCUGCCGUGUGUAAACUGGUCCCCUUCAUUCAAAAGACAUCGUUGGGCAUCACUGUGUUAAGUUUGUGUGCUCUCAGUAUUGAUAGGUGAGAAAUCAAGAUCUUCAUUCUAUUUUUACCCAGUGUGCACAUUUGGUAUAAAUAAUCUUUUAAAUAGUAAGGUAAAGGUAAAGGGACCCCUGAUCAUUAGGUCCAGUCGUAGCCAACUCUGGGGUUGCGGCGCUCAUCUCGCUUUACUGGCUGAGGGAGCCGGCGUACAGCUUCCGGGUCAUGUGGCCAGCAUGACUAAGCCACUUCUGGCGAACCAGAGCAGCGCACGGAAACGCCGUUUACCUUCCCACCGGAGCGGUACCUAUUUAUCUACUUUCACUUUGACGUGCUUUCGAACUGCUAGGUUCGCAGAAGCAGGGACCGAGCAACAGGAGCUCACCCCAUCGCGGGGAUUUGAACCACCGACCUUCUGAUCGGCAAGUCCUAGGCUCUGUGGUUUAACCCACAGCGCCACCCGAGUCCCUUUUUAAAUAGUAGAUCCAGGGAAAAAUAAUUCUGAUGCAUGUUAGAGAAGAGAUACUUAAAGGAACAGAUGGGUAUGGGCAAUAUUUUUUUUUUCUAGAGAAAAAUGUGCUGGAACGUACCUCCCUCAGAAGACCCACCACAGGAUCUCUUCAUGUUUGGAGGGGGUGGGGCGUGACUCCUCACCAACCAAAGGCUUAUUGAGGUUGGUCUGCUGAGGUGCAGAGAAGCUACCUCGCCUCAGCUGAGCAGCUUAACAAAAUCACACCCACCCCACCACCACCUCUCUGGCUCCUAUGAGCUGAAGUAGUGUAGGGGCUUGCUCAGCUGAGGCAUGGCUUCCCUGCAUGCCAGCUGUUAGCUGGGAGGCUGAAAAGCCUCACCAAAGCACCGCUGCCCAUCUGGCUUGCAAGGAGAACCUCUCUGGAGCCCGUAGAGCAGUGGUUCCCAACCUUUUUUGGGCCAUGCACCACCUAAACAUCUCUAAAAUCCUGAUGCCCGUGACAUAUAAUUCUUAUUAUUCCAAAAGUGAACUCCUAUUCACGUGGAGGAAGCCUAAAAGGCCAUUCACUGUUAAUAACUCAUUCUCAAAUUCCCCCCCUUAAAAAUCAAAUUGCCCCCCUGUAGGGUGUGAGCCCCACGUCAGGAACCACGGCUGUUAUGUACUGAGUUGAAUAGGAUCCAAAAGGCAGCAGUCUGAUUGGUCCUAGAACAAUAGGAUUCAGAAUGCAGCAGUCUGGUUGGUCCUAGAACAAUAGGCUCCAGAAUGAAGCAGUCUGAUUGGUCCUAGAACAAUGCAGCAGUAUGAUUGGUCCGCAGCAGCCACCCAAUCCAGCUCCAGGUGGAAGUGAAUCCGCAACCUGAUUGGCCUACAGGAGAAUCCCAGAAUUAGCCAAUCAGAUGCGGCCCAUUGUGUAAAUAAUGUAUAUAAAGCAGAUAUUUUGGGGAAACUUCCAUUCCUCACUACUAUGAGCUGAAUAAAGAGCAUGAAAUCCACACUCGACUCCGAGUAUAUUUCAAUGGCCAUGGAAGAUAUCCUCUUCCGACUCUGGAGAAGGUCUCCUCGUGAGCUAUCUGCUGACCAGAUUCAGAUGGAGGCAGGAGCUGCUGUUAUUGCUCACUUCCCAACAUGUCAUGCUUUCAGCUUCUGUGCUGCAGGCAUUUCUGCAGUGCUGUACUUGGGACAGAAAUAGGGCCUAAAUAGUCGCCACUUACUAGAUGCUUAAGUUCACAUCAGCAGGACUGGGGGGGACAGACGGGCUUUUAGUCCCAGCAUAGUGUAUGAUGUGAUCUAAUCAGCACCUCUUUCUUCCAUUUAGGUAUCGGGCAGUCGCUUCAUGGAGCCGUAUCAAGGGAAUUGGAGUCCCAAUGUGGACGGCGGUCGAAAUCGUCCUGAUCUGGGCCGUGUCUCUUGUUUUAGCUGUCCCCGAGGCUUUAGGCUUUGAUUUGAUCACCCUCCCAUACCACGGCCAGAAACUUAAAGUGUGUCUACUUAAUCCCCGCCAGGAAACUUCUUUCAUGCAGGUACGGUGUUCUCUUGUGAGCCAGCUGCUUCCGUGUUAAGAGAUGUGUUUAUUUAAUAAAGUCGUACCCUGCCUGUCUCAGAAACACACAUCUGAGGAGGGUACAAAUGAUGCGCCUGUCUGUGUACUUGCAGACAAAGAGCAACGAUAAACACAAGACACACAAAAAGCCUGUGGUUUGACUUAACAGGGUUGCAUUCGACUAACCUUCGUUCAGACUAGGCCCAUGGAAGUGAAUGGGUCUUAGUCAUGGACAUUAAUUUCAGCAGGCCUACUCUUGAGUAAAAGUUCGUUGAUUACAAUCCACUGUGUGUUUUACAAGUUAUUUUCCCUCUCAGGUGUCAGGAAGAGCUAUAUAGCACUUAGGACUCAGCUAGAAAAAGUGUUCCAAAUGCAUUCUAUAUGCGAUAUAACACUGUGACACCAGGUGGCGCUGUGGAGUCUCAUCUUUCCCAACUGGAUUUCCCUGUAUGAGUUUACAGGGCGUUUAACCAAAACGUUUCUUUGAUCCGUCUAGAUCCAGCCUUAGUCUGGUCCCCUUGAUACGUGGACCCAGCUGAUACGAGCGUCAAGUGCUCGCUAACCUCAACCUUUUUAUUAUUAAAUUUACAUACCACCCUUCAUCAAAAGAUCUCAGAGCAGUUCACAGAAUAAAAUACAAGAUAAAACAGAAUCCGAGACCAGGGAGAAGAGUCGGUGGAAGAAGAUUGGAAGAAAUUUAAAGACUAUCUACAGAAAUACUGUAAAAUUAAUGAAUGUUAGAAUGAUGUUGGAAUGAAGCUAAGGGGUUUUUAGUAGUAAUGCUACAAGGAGUAUGUAAAAAUGGACUGUUAACAGAUGAGAAUAUACAACUAUUACAUAUUAAGACAAAGGUCUAAGAUAAAAACAAAGAGGGAAAGGAUUUCCUGAAUUAACUUACUGAACUGGAAUACAAAAAAGGGGAGGUGUGAGGAGGUCAGGGAAACGAGUGAAAGACAAGAUAUGGAAAGAUUGAUUUGUUUUUAAUUGUUUUUACUUUUUUUGUAUUUUGUAUUUUCUUCUUUCUUUUUUUAUUCUUUCUUAUUAUUACUAUUGUAACUCCUUUUUUAUUUUUGAAACUUUAAUAAAUAUCUUAUAAAAAAAAAGAUAAAACACAGUAAAUAAUUAAAAACAAACAAGAACCAAACCUUCCUACAGACACAUUUAAAAGGCUGUGGGAUGUUAAUCAGCCCAAGGCUUAGGUGAAGAGCAACAUUUUUGCCUGGCACCUUAAAGUGAAGGCACCAGGCAAACCUCCCUGGGGAGAGCAUUCCACAAGCGAGGAACCACUACAGAAAAGGCCCUGUUCUUGUAUUGCCACCCUCUGGAUCUCACAUGGAGGAGGCACACGAAGAAGGGCCUCAGAGGAUGAACACAGAGUCCGGGAUGGUUUAUAUGGGGAGAGGCGGUCCUUGAGGUAUUGCAGUCCUGAGCCGUUAAAGGCUUUAUAGGUCAAAACCAGCACUUUGAAUUGGGCCCGGAAGCUGAUUUGGCAGCCAGUGCAGUCUCCUUUCCCAUCAUAUUUGUCCCUUCUAAAGAAGAGCUCCUCCCCCCCCUUCCAUUGUUUAUCUCUCACACAGCUAAUCUCCCCUCGCGGUUGGCAAGAAAAGCAGGCGAAAUUAGCCAAGGAAGGUUGGUUCCUGGCUCCUCCUUCCUUGUGAGUAUAGUUCAGCUGGGGCUCCCACGUCCCUCAGAGCAGAGAGGAAGGCAUGGGGCAAGUGAGUGCAUUGAGCCCCUUCAUUUUUCCUCACCUGUGCAGCAAGGAUGGAGAACUUGUGGUCCUCCAAGUGGUGAUGGAGUAGGACUCCCAUGUCAGGUGGGGUGCUGCUUUUCUCCUGGGCAUCAGUUCUUCCGGCCGGCCUGCCUGCUGUGGGAGUCCGAGGCAGCAUCCCCCACAAGGGCAUAUUCUUAUGAGACUCCAGUGGGCCAAUUUCUUAAUGAAGGUACUCUGAACAUGCCAGUCUGUUAGGUUUGGCGUGUGAUACUCUGUACAUCGUGGACAUGCAUGUGUCCUUGACUGCCAUUAUAAAGCAAAGUUAUUGUAAGUAAUGGCAACUUAAAUUGAUGGAAUAUGACCAGCUUGCAGAUUUAACAUAUAGAAUAAGAAAACAAGAAGAGCAUGCGUUUAAGGAAGAUUGGAAAAUGUUUAUUGAAUAUAUGGGGGGAAAUUGUGUACACUUGAAAACGAUGGCAGCAUUAAGAUAAAUUCAACAGUGUACAUAAGUUUUAAUGGGGUGUAAUAAUGGAAUACUGGAUGGUUUGGUUUAUGUAAAAUAUGUAGGGAUUUAUGGUAUGCAAAAUCAACUAUGGAAAGAGAAGAAGGGAAGUCAUUGAUAUUUUAAGGUUGUUUAAAUGAAUAUAAUAAAAUGUAAAGCAGAAAAAAAUAAUUAAAAAAUAUAAAGCAAACUUAUUUUUUUCAUUCCCUCCUCCUCCUAGCUUUACAAGGACGCUAAAGACUGGUGGCUCUUCAGCUUUUAUUUCUGCUUGCCGUUGGCAACCACAGGCCUUUUCUACACUUUGAUGACCUGCGAGAUGCUCAGGAAGAAGAGUGGGAUGCAGAUCGCUUUAAACGACCACUUAAAACAGGUAAAGAUCAUACAGAUUCAUAUAAUUGUAGAGUUGGAAGGGGCACCAAGGGGCAUCUAGUCCAACCCCUCUGCAAUGCAAGAAUCCUGCCUACAGCCGUCGCUGGGUGGCCUCGAACCAGCAACCUUCUGGUUAACAGCCAGACACACUGGCCUAUCUCCCUGACAUUGUGUACAUCCUAUUUUGACGAAAAUUUCUUUCCCAGGAAAUUUUUCUCUAGAUGCCGUCGCUGGGUGGCCUCGAACCAGCAACCUUCUGGUUAACAGCCAGACACACUGGCCUAUCUCUCUGACAUUGUGUACAUCCUAUUUUGAUGAAAAUAACAGGAAAUUUUUCUCUAGAUGCCGUCGCUGGGUGGCCUCGAACCAGCAACCUUCUGGUUAACAGCCAGACACACUGGCCUAUCUCUCUGACAUUGUGUACAUCCUAUUUUGAUGAAAAUAACUUUCCCAGGAAAGUUUUCUCUCGAUGCUUUUUGUAGCACUCAAGCAGGCUAAAGUGCCUCGAUGAAUUCAUCUGCCUCGAUGAAUGAUAACAAGCAGGUUGAUAGGAGCAAACAGGCUUUGUUUCCAGGGUUUCGGUAAAGAUGCAGGUGGUGGACAAUGUGGGAAAAUGGGACAGGAGAAGCUAUGGCUUUGGCAUCUUCACUGGGACAUUUUAAAAGUAUAGCAUCAACCACCAGGUUGUACCCAGGGUAUCCAUAACCUUUGCUACAUACAGUGAUCGCUUUUGCAUCCUCUGCCUAGUCUUUCUACUGGUUGCACCUUAAAAGUGGAGGGUGGUAUUCAACGAAAUAAUUGCAUGUGUGGAAUGGCUUUCAGUUGUGCAAUAGGAUUCCCGCCCCCUGCGCACACCUGGCACUAUCCCCAAAUCUGCUCUUGGGGGGCUGGAGAAUUCCACAGGAUAGAUUUACGGGGUGUGUGGCAGGAGGAGAGGGGUGUGGGGAGUCCGGUUGCACAAGCAGUUGUUGUUCUGCUCCUGCCAUUAUUUAGAUGAAUGCUGCCUGGAAUACACAGGAAACAAGGAAAAAAGACACACAAUUUCUAAGCUAACCACAGUUUGAAGAUGAAAUACCACACCCUCUUGGGGUCAAGGAAGGCAUAGAGAGGUCUCCCCCCAAACCAGAAUACCAAUAACAAUAGUUAACACCUCUCACUUGAUCCUGCAUAGUCAAUGCUACCAAUCUCCCGGUGGCAAUGUUUUAUCAUUGUAUAUAUUGUUACGGCAAGUUCCUCGUCAGUAGAAAUUUUGUUUUCUUCUGUACAGGAACACAUGUUUGAGGUGUGGAGCUCACAGUCGUGGCACACCACCGAGCAAAUUAUACUUAAUACCAGACAAGAAGUAGUAAACAGGCAGCAUGUUAAAACUUGGCCUAAAAGAAUAUACCAAUUUAUUACAAACCAGAGAGAUGGAUUACUUAUAUCAGGGGGAGCCACAAGGGCAGAAAAAGGAUCUGCAAGUGGGUUUCCCAAAAGGUUGAUGAAUACAAAUGUAUGCGGUGUGCGCAAGAGGGUUGGUUAUGCGUGCAUAGGUCUGGUGGAGGGUUCAAAUCCAUGUCAUCAUCGUUAUUUAUUUAUUAAAUUUUUAUACCGCCCUGCACCCACAGGUCUCAGGGCGGUUCACAGUCAUGCUAAUGGGUGCUCAUGUGACUAUGUGGUAGCCUCAGGCAUAGAGGGUCUGACUAGGCCAGGUAUGUCCAAAGUCCAUUUCAGGGGCCUAAUUUGGCCCGCCAGUUGGUUUAAUUCUGGCCCCUGUGGCAGUUUAUUUCCUGGGGUAAAAUCCUAAAAAAAAAAACUCGACAACUUCAGUCCUAAUAAAAGCUCAAAAACUUCAAUCCUAAAAAAAGCUCAAAAACAACUUUGGGGUAAAAUUAUACAAAAAAACUCAACAACUUCAAUCCUAAAGAAAAGGUUAACAACUUUGGUCGGCCCUCACGGCCCUUCACUUCAUCAAACCUGGCCCUCUUUGAAAAAAGUUUGGACACCACUGGACUAGGCCAAAUCAAUAUGGGCCUUGGAUGGCUGCAGCGGCGUAGCGUGGGUUGUCAGCACCCAGGGCAAGGCAAGUAAUUUGCGCCCCCUAACCUGGGGCAAGGCAAGUAAUUUGCGCCCCCUAACCCCUAACCUGCCGCCGCUGCCAGCUUCUUCUUGCUGCUGCCUGGUCUGGUCUGGUGUGGUUCUCUCCCGCGCUCAGCGCUGCACUGGGCGGCCGCUGCACUGUCCCUCCCCCAGAUAGUCCCUCGCUCUCUCUCCGCACCGCACGCCUGGCACCCACCCCCUCCACAGUGGGCGGCGACCCAGCGGCUCGGAUCAGAUUCGCACAGCCAGCACUGCAGUGAGAGAGUGUGAGUGAGCCAGGUAGGGGCAGAGAGCUGCGAGUGCGAGCGUGCCCCCCCCAGAUGUUGCGCCCGGUGCGGCCGGCCCCCCCUGCACCCCCCACGCUACGCCACUGGAUGGCUGAAUUAGAGGUUUGGCAUUUGUGUUUCCUGGGGCUCUGACACUACAACACAUAGAGUCGUGCCUUCUGCUUGAUAUACUCCAUAGGCAAAAUGGUGAUUUCUAGGGCCGGCGAGGCUGAGCUGAGAUAAUAGCAUGCAACCAAGUAAUGCCAGGCAUGCGUCAGGGACUGGCAGGGCGCUGAGAAGCUGGCAGCAGAGGAAGGGAGGCUGGAGUCUUUGACUCAGGAGAGGGCUCCAGAGAUUUGUGGGGACCUGUAUCAGCCAGGAGGCAAGAGUCAGAGGCAGGGAAGCUUCAGAGCUGAAGCACGGAGCACAGGAGGGGUCGGAGGAAGAAGCAGGUCAGGUCAAGGCCAAAUGCCACCAAUGUCUCCUAGAACUAGGAGAGGAUUGAAGAGGGAAGAGCAGAGGUGGCUUCCAGACAGGUGCAGCCUCUGGCUGUGUGUUCGCAGCCCAUCGGAAAGUACAGUCGUACCUUGGAUCCCGAACGCCUUGGUAUUUGGACAUUUUGGCUCCCGAAGGCCACAAACCCGGAAGUGAGUGUUCUGGUUUGCGAACGUUCUUUGGAACCCAAACAUCCGACGGGGCUUCCGAUUGGCUGCAGGAGCUUCCUGCAGCCAAUGAGAAGCCGCGCCUUGGUUUCCAAACGUUUUGGAAGUCGAACGGACUUCUGGAACGGAUUCCGUUCGACUUCCAAGGUACAACUGUAUAUGAAAUGGAGGGAGGGAGGGCCAUUGCUGCAACUACUUCAUAGAGCGCACAUCACACUAUUUAUUUAUUUAUUUUAUUUUUAUUUAUUGACUAGACUGGUGUGGGGCUAUUUGGAGCCAUAGAAACUACUUUAAGUGUCCGCUUUUGACUAAUAAUAAUAAUAAUAAUAAUAAUAAUAAUAAUAAUAAUAAAAAUAAUGUUAUUUAUACCCCAGCCAAGGCCAGGCUCAGGGCUGCUAACAACCAAUAAUAAAAACGAGUUGAAUGAAUACAACUUAAAAACAAGAUCAAAAUACAACAUUAAAACAAUUAAAAUGCAGCCUCAUCACAGGAGGAGAAAGGAAAAAGAAAGAGGGAGAGGGAAUCAAAUUGACUCCAAGUGUUAACACUCUGCCGUGUGCAUUUUUUUGGCUGGGGAGCAUCCACAACAGCGUGUCUCGUUUCAUUGGUGCUAUUUUGGUUAUGUAGGUGAGCCCUUGAACUACAGAAAGUCUGUCUAAAUCACAGCUUUCCAAACCGCGUGGCACAACACGUUAGUGUGUUGGCUGCAGUGCGUAGGUGUGACCUGCGACCGUUCCCCGCGCUCCUCCCGGGGCUGGAAAGGGGUUGGUUUAACCUCCGGUUUUCUAGUAAAGCUGAAUUAAUGUGCCGCAAAAUGAUGCAUGUCUAAAAAGCGUGUCACCAUCGUGAAAAGUUUCGGAAGUAGCAGUUGCUGUUUUUUUGCUGGUUUGUUUGUUGGAAGAAUUCAAAGUAGAUCAAAGAGCAAUGGUCAAAAAACCCCAAAAGCAAAAUGUGCAGACUUUUCUUUUGAAGUAUCAUGCAAUAUUUUGCCCAGUGCCCUUGUUUUUUUCAUAGCCAUAAGCCAAAAGUGUGCCAGUGUGUGUAGGAUAAACAUAAUGCAAAGAUUGGUCAGGGAUCAUGUUCCAAUUGAAAUGUUCAGCUUCAUUAAGUAUGACCCGUUUUCCCAUUUUCAAUGGGUGUUUCUUUGCUUUCAGAGACGCGAAGUGGCCAGAACCGUGUUCUUCUUAGUGCUCGUCUUUGCUGUGUGUUGGCUUCCUCUCCACCUUGGUAGGAUACUGAAGUUUGCUCUUUACGAUGCGAGUGACCCAAACAGAUGCGAACUUCUGAGGUAGGGCUCCUCUGAUGAAAUGCUUCCCAAGAUAGCGUUGCCAUUUUGAUUUACUCCCCCAAAGGUGGCAUUUAUGCAGAGCCAAUUUAUACAGCAAGUGGCCCUCUGAGAUCAUUGUGAGGAGCGCAUAUGGCAGCCAGUGGACAUGCUGGGGUGCAAGUCUGUCUCUUCCAGGGCCCAGUCUAAUUGUGGCUUUUUGUAAAACCCCUAUGUGGUUCCUAUAUAUGUGUUAAAGGUAAAGGUAAAGGGACCCCUGACCAUUAGGUCCAGUCGUGGCCGACUCUGGGGUUGCGGCACUCAUCUCGCUUUAUUGGCCGAGGGAGCCAGCGUACAGCUUCCGGGUCAUGUGGCCAGCAUGACUAAGCCACUUCUGGCGAACCAGAGCAGCGCACGGAAACGCCGUUUACCUUCCCGCUGGAGCGGUACCUAUUUAUCUACUUGCACUUUGACGUGCUUUCGAACUGCUAGGUUGGCAGGAGCAGGGACCGAGCAAUGGGAGCUCACCCCAUCGCGGGGAUUCGAACCGCCGACCUUCUGAUCGGCAAGUCCUAGGCUCUGUGGUUUAACCCACAGCGCUACCCACGUCCCUUUAUAUAUGUGUUGCAUCUGCACUAUUCAGAUUUGGCCAUAAUGCAGGUGGCUCAGAAGUAGGUAUACAGUUGAAUCAAUGAAAUACUACUACUAAUAAUAAUAAUUAGUAAUAAUAAUUUAUUAUUUAUACCCCGCCCAUCUGGCUGGGUUUCCCCAGCCACUCUGGGCGGCUUCCAAGAAAAGAUUAAAAAUACAUCAGUCAUUAAAAACUUCCCUGAACAGGGCUCCCUUCAGAUGUCUUCUAAAUGUCAGAUAGUUGUUGAUUUCCUUGACAUCUGAUGGGAGGGUGUUCCACAAGGCGGGAGCCACUACCGAGAAGGCCCUCUGCCUGGUUCCCUGCAACCUUGCUUCUCACAGGGAGGGAACCGCCAGAAGGCCCUCGGUGCUGGACCUCAGUGUCCGGGUUGAACGAUGGGGGUGGAAAUUUAUCACAACACAUUAUAUGGGUACGCAUAACUGACACGCAACAAAGUGGCAGUUAAACUUCAGCUGGAGAGAAUAGUGCGGCAGUUGGGGAGGGGGGAAAUAGUGAGAUAAAAGGAUUAUUUUUCUUUACUGAUAUGUGAACGAGAACAGCGAACCUGAGUCAAGAACAAAGAAAGUGGAUUCUAAAGCAGUAUAUCUAAUUUUGGGCUGCCCUGUAUGCUUGAUCUUUAGCCUCUGAGAGCUUCCAUGCUGCUUUUCACAAUAAAAUACGCAGAAAAUUUCGCUGAUGAAGUGAGACUGAGGUGUGCAGCACAGUCUAGGGUGGAGCCAGAGAGAAAUUCCGCAGGCCAAAAAGUGAUGGCAAGGAAAGCAGUGUAGUCCCGACUGAAAGCAUGGGAAGACAAUAUCCUCCUUUGCACUGUGUUUAUUCACCACCACCAAAUGAAUUCAUCCUUUUUUUUCCUGUCUUUCAUCCAUCCUACCAGACUGCCUUCUUUGUGACCUACCUCCUAUUUAUGAUCUUGAUUUCCCCACCAAAACAACCCCAAGAAGUCCAGGAGUGCUACCUGAAAUCUUUUCCUAAUCUGACUACCUUAAAUCAGUCGUGGGGAGGAACCAACGUCCUCCAACUGUUGUCUCCUGCGUGAAAACCCUAGAUUCCCAGCGAGACACACCCAACCUGUAGAACUACUAGCUCACUCUUAUGGGAAGCUCCCAUUGCACACUGGAGCAAAAUAGCUCGUUUCUUCUGGAAAGACUAGAGCAGUUUCCCCCCUGCUUUCAGAAGAUAGUGUGAUUAGCAGCCUGCUUUCACAAAUGGGAAAUUCCUUAUUUUGAAUUCCUUCAAAACAAUUACAGGGGGAAAUGUUCUAGGAUCACCCGGCUAGCUUCAUGGGUGAGUGAGGAAUUGAACCUAUUUCUCCCUGCUCCUAGUCCAGCACUAUUUACCUCUAUAUCACACGGGCUCCCUAGUUGCAGUAGACUGCCUAACACGUCCUGAUGCUUAACUAUCUUUAAAUAAAGAAUUUCAACUAUUUUUCAUAUCUUUUUCCCCCAUGCAGCUUUUUGCUCAUAUGGAACUACAUUGCUAUGAACAUGGCAUCCCUGAAUUCCUGCAUUAAUCCAAUUGCUCUCUAUUGGGUGAGCAAAAGAUUCAAAAACUGCUUUAAGGUAAGAAGUCUUUGUUGAAAUGUGCUUUUAUAGAAAUGAAGCUAGGCAGCAUCAGGUUAAGGGAGAAAUCCAAACCCAAGACGCGCUGGGAUGAGACCUUGAGGUGUGUCUGGGAUAAUGAACUGGACAGGUUUUGUUUCUGCUUAAAGGCGCUGGCAAACGAAAUUAUCAAGGUGUCUAGUGCAAAUUCACUAUAUAAAAGUGUUCCUUCUUUGCACAGUUUCCACAUGAAUCAGCUGCUCUCUAGGGGCAUCCCUAAGGACUACAACUGUGGUUGUCCCAUUGAUUCCUUAGCACUGUCAACUUACAGCCUAGGAGGAGGGGACUCCUAACUCAAUUGGGAGCACGCAUUUUCAAAACCUGGGAUAAGAAAAUUCAGGGAGAAAGAAGAGCCACAGAAGCAAUUGGCUCUAGUUCUCCAGCACGUCCACCUCCUACUUUGAGAACCAGUGAGGUAGACCAUGGACUGGAGAGACCAUGGACUGAAGUGGUAUAGUGGUUAAGGGUGUUGGAUGAGAACCUGUGAGAUCUGAGUUCAGGUUCUCACAGCUUGGCCUUGGCCCAGUAUACCUGAAGGAGCGUCUCCACCCCCAUCGUUCUGCCCAGACACUGAGGUCCAGUGCCGAGGGCCUUCUGGUGGUUCCCUCACUGCGAGAAGCCAAGUUACAGGGAACCAGGCAGAGGGCCUUCUCGGUAGUGGCGCCCGCCCUGUGGAACGCCCUCCCACCAGAUGUCAAAGAGAACGACAACUACCAGACUUUUAGAAGACAUCUGAAGGCAGCCCUGUUUAGGGAAGCUUUUAAUAUUUGAUGCUUUACAGUAUUUUAAUAUUUUGUUGGAAGCUGCCCAGAGUGGCUGGGGAAGCCCAGCCAGAUGGGCAGGGUAUAAAUAAAUUAUUAUUAUUAUUAUUAUUAUUAUUAUUAUUAUUAUUAUUAGUGACCUUGGGCCCUGAGCCUAACUCUCCCGCACUGGGUGGAUGCAAUAAAAUGGAGGAGGGGAGAAAGGUAGUAUAGAAAUGUAAACAUAAAUAAAUUGUAACCCCCAAAAAUAGUUCUGAGUUUUUGGUCAGAAAUAGGUAGUAGGCAUUCUCUAUAUUGAAGUGUUGCACCAAGCCUUCUAAUAAGGGAUUCUGCUCUCUUUCAAGUCAUGUCUGUGUUGCUGGUGCCAUUCGAAAGAUAUGCUGUCCCUGGAAGAGAAACAGUCCUGCUUAAAGUUCAGAGCCAAUGAUCACGGGUAUGACAAUUUCCGUUCCAGCAACAAGUACAGCUCGUCUUAAGAAAGGGAAAUGUACCCUCAGCUCCUGCGACAAAAAAGACUGCGAUAAAAACAGCAGAUUUCUGGGGAGAAACGAGUUUGGAGUUUUCUCGGAAAACCAAAUUGUAAAACUUUGCUUACAGUCUGUACCAGUUGUGAUUACGCACGGCGCCCGUAGCUAUUUGAACACAUGAAAAUCACCAGGAGACGCAAAAAAAGAAAACCCCUUGUUGAAAGCACUUAAACUCUUCGGAAUGAGCACUUCCAGAUCAUCCUCAAAUCCUGUGCACGAAACAACUCUGUAUUCAUUGAACUAGCCCUGGGAGCCUGAGUAAUAAUUCUUUGUAUAUAGUAUACCAUGGCUAUUGUUUGGGACAAAGCCAGCUUUGUCUAUAAAUUACUGUAAUCUUUCUUUCUUUCUUUCUUUCUUUCUUUCUUUCUUUCUUUCUUUCUUUCUUUGGUGGGAGAGAUUAAAAGAUACAGGCAUGUCCAAAACAUAAUCCCUUAUCAAAUGUGCAAAUUGCAUCACCACCGCAGCUUUAAAAAUAUAUCAAUAUUUUACUUACAUAGCCAGAAACAAAAUUAAAAGACAUAAUCAGGCUCAAAACAAUCUGCUGUUAAGUUAGAAAAAUGCAAGCAUGUCCAUGUGGGGAGGAGCAGCAUCAGGGAAAAGCAACGCAACUUAGUUUUUUUAAACGCCAGCAGAGUCCUGAAGCCAUGAGCAUGUCAGCAGGGACUCAGCUGCAUUCCACUGGUGGAAAUGGCAAGUAAAACCAAUUUCUCAUCAGAGGAUCCGAUCAGGCCUGCUCAGCCUCAUGAUCUACAAAGCUGCAUUCACCCCACCAGGCAGGCAGCAAACCCAAGAAGGCGGAUCAGGCUCCUGGCAAGUCAGUUUACAUAAGCAAGGAUCUGUUUGGCCUAGCGAGCCACAAGCUGUAGAGUGAUUGAGGUAAGGACGAUAGAGGAAUUUGCAGGAGCAGAGUGGAAUGCGUCUUUGGAGACUGGUCUUCUUUCCAUGGGGAAAAUGUAUAUUCAACGGCUCUGCCUGAGAACAAACAGUAGGAGUGGCUAACUUCUGGUCAGCAUCUGGUACUCCAUUUUCUGAAUGGUAAGCAUUUCAGGGAUCAGAGCGGCACUCUUUGGGCCCAUAUCGAAGGUGCCAUUUCUUCUCUUUGCCAUAACAACCCCUGUCUGAUGCUGGGUUAACCAGUCAUCACUGGUUACGACUCUGGAGCUCUUAAAAAGACGCUACCAUUAUUCCUCCCUCACCAAGUACAGUCGUGCCUUGGAUCUCAAACGCCUUGCGACUCGAACGUUUUGACUCCCAAACGCCACAAACCUGGAAGCGAGUGUUCCGGUUUGCGGACGUUCUUUGGAAGCUGAACGUCCAACACGGCUUCCAAUUGAGUGCAGGAAAUUCCUGCAGCCAAUCAGAAGCCACACCUUGGUUGUCGAACGUUUUCGGAAGUCGGAUGGACUCCCAGAAUGGAUUCCGUUCAACAACCAAGGUACGACUGUAUCAGUGUUUCUCAAACUUGGGUCUCCAGCUGUUGUUGGACUACAACUCCCAUCACUCCUAGCUAGCAGGAACAAUGGUCAUGGAUGAUGGGCAUUGUAGUCCAACAAACAGCUGGAGACCCAAGUUUGAGAAAUACCAGUAUAUGAACAAACUGCCCCAAGCAUGUGGACGUUAAGUAUGUUCUGUGUUCUGCAAUUGCACACGGAAAAGGUACAGAAUGUGGUAGCGGCCACAGAAUUCAUUGCCUUCAGAAUGUCAACUUUCUUCUGAAGAUUUGGAGGGUUGGCAUGAGGUUUCAGUGCCCUGCUUACCACUUUGCUCCCUCGCCCAGGACUGGCCAGCCUAAAUAGUGCAAAGUAGUAAACAUUACAGAAUUAAUUAAACAAAAUAAGGCUAUGCAAAUUAGCAAAUCUGGUUCGCCAGAAGUGGCUUAGUCAUGCUGGCCACAUGACCUGGAAGCUGUCUACGGACAAACUCUGGCUCCCUCAGCCUAUAGAGCGAGAUGAGCGCCGCAACCCCAUAGUCGUCCGCGACUGGACCUAACGGUCAGGGGUACCUUUACUUUACCUUUACCUUUACCUUUACUCCCAGCCCUGACUCUAUACCAUUUCAGUUUUAGGUGUUUGUCAUCUCUGUUAUAGAGAAGAGUAUAGCUUAACUUGCAGAUGAUUUCCAGCAUUUGAGAGGUCACUCUUACUAUUUCCAUGGCAAAAGAAACUACCCACAUAUUCAGAGGUCUAGCACCUAUCAGUAUCGAAAAUGUUGGAUCCCUAUCUUUACCUAUGUUUAUCUAAAGAGCACUCAGUUAGCAUUUUAUAAAUCUCAGACAUAACCAACCCUAGAGUAGUAAAUAAUAAAACAUGGGCAGGUCCCAUUAAUGCCUGUACGAAUAGGGCGCGUGCAAGAGAAAAUGUGUUUGUAAUAAACAUGUUGUGCAUUGCCAGGAGCAGAUCACUUUUUUUUGUGCAUUGAAAGAUAAUACUGCUAGUUAAAAUAGGUUUAAAGCUUAGUACAAGGAUGAACCUCUACUUACGACCGCCUCUACUUGGGCCCAAUCCAAGUCGUGACCGCGGCAAACCCGGAAGUAAAUUCGUGCACGCACAGAAGCGGCUUCUGCCAUUUGUACAUGCGCAGAAGCGGCUACUGCCGUCUGCACAUGCGCACAACUGCAUUUCUACCAGUGACCCGUUUCGCCUAAAGAACGGGCCGCCAGAAUGGAUUAUGGUGGUAAGUAGAGGUUCCACUGUGUUGUUGUUGUUUAGUCGAUUAGUCGUGUCCGACUCUUUGUGACCCCAUGGACCAAAGCACACCAGGCCCUCCUGUCUUCCACUGCCUCCCGCAGUUUAGUCAAACUCAUGCUGGUAGCUUCAAGAACACUAUCCAACCAUCUCAUCCUCUGUCGUCCCCUUCUCCUUGUGCUUUCCCAACAUCAGGGUCUUUUCCAGGGAGUCUUCUCUUCUCAAGAGGUGGCCAAAGUAUUGGAGCCUCAGCUUCACGAUCUGUCCUUCCAGUGAGCACCCAGGGCUGAUUUCCUUAAGAAUGGAGAGGUUUGAUCUUCUUGCAGUCCAUGGGACUCUCAAGAGUCUCCUCCAGCACCAUAAUUCAAAAGCAUCAAUUCUUCGGCGAUCAGCCUCCUUUAUGGUCCAGCUCUCACUUCCAUACAUCACUACUGGGGGAACCAUAAUAGAAAUUAAUAAAAUUGUUCUGGGUUAUACAUAAUCUGAGCUAAAAAAGCAGGCACCGCCAAUAUGAUGCCUGUGAGUACCCUUCAAAGGAUCUCAGUAAAUAUCCCCUCAAAAACCCACAUCCUCAAUGCUGUUCUCGCUUCCACUGACUUAGCCUGCCCUACACCAGCCCCCAUAAACACAUAAAGAUUGAACACCCAGAGGAGAGGAACUAUGAGCUUCUUUCUAUGAGCAAGUGCAGGCACUGACUGGGGGCAUGUUUACACCUUUUCUGCAUUUCUGUCUCUUUUCUGCUUCACUAGAUGUGGCAACCAUUUUUUUUGUUAUGCCCUUCACCCCGUGGCAGCUAUUUUGUGACUGGUAUCCUCCACCCAUGGCACUUUCCCCAAAUUCCAAACAUGACCACAGGCCCGUAAAGGCUGGCAGCUUCAACGCUAGUUAGAUCCUUGGCCCUGUGGCAAGAUCCACUGUUGUUACAGCAUCCCUGGCUGGCCCUACUAGGAGGUAGAGAGAGACGGUCACCCCAGAUAGCAGAUUUGAGGCAAGGUUAAAAAGGAUGGCAAAUUCCUAGAAUAUGUAAUCUUUUUCCCCACAGGUGAGUUCAGAACAUGGGGUGUUGUUUCUCAGGCACUAAAUGUGCCCCUCUCUGUUGGGGAACAUCAUUUAGGCAGCGGUUCCUAAACUGUUGGGGGGGGGGAAGUAGUAGAGAAUAAGCUUCACUGAUGGUGGUAGGCAGUAAAUAUGCACAUGAAUGGACGACUAAAGGACAUUCCACCAGGAAGUUUCUCUGCCCAAGCACCUACUAAAAUGAAUGAAAGCCACAAAAAGAAUUGUGCACGAUGUGGCCAAUGUGUUUUGUCCUCAUGGUGUGUCACCAUAGAUGGGUUUUUUAUAAAACUGCCCUAAUCACCUUGAGCUCAUGACAAACUAUAUUGGAACGUUAAAUAGAACUAUAAUGAAACACUUGUGGGUUGUUUCCUAUCAUCCUCUGAGGCUGUGUACAUUUAAAGUUCAUGGCUUCCGCCAAAGAGUCCCAAGAACUGGUUUACCCUUCGCAGAGCUACAACUCCCAGCACCCUUAACAAACACUACAGUUCCCAUGAUUCUUUGGCAAUUAGGAUGAAAGCAGAUGCGUAAGAAAUGAAAGGUGUUGUGUCCUAGGUCUUAAGAGAUUGAAUAAUUCAACCGUAGUGAAUAUGCUGUACACUUAUUUCUGGUGAAAAAUACCAUAGAAAAAGUAAGAUGCAUGGAUGAAUGUCCUAGAUAUGAAAUGUAUUCAUGUGCUUUAGUACUAGCCAUAAACUCUGUGCACAUGUGUGUGUGUGCGCACACACAAACACACAUUCACUGCUUUCACCUUAAUCUUGCCAUGCCCUUUAGCAGUUAGUUUGAGAGAGGCAAAAGUAUUAAUGUUGGCAUGGUCAAUCCAACAUUGGUUCUGAUCGACUGUUUACCACUGACAGUUGACUAGCACUUUUAACCUCUGAAGUCAAUGGGAAACCGAAUAAAUUGUCUAUUCGAAUCUGCUCAGUAUUAUUGCUACUGUUUCUAGUAUUUCAGUACUGUACGUAUAUGAUAUUUGUAAUUCUAUUUAAAAUGUAGUCUUCAUUGUAUGAUGUAUGGGGGUAUUUUCCCCUUGAUGAGUUUAUUUUAAUUUGUCUUAGAGCUGUUACACUCGAUCCUAAAUUCCUCUGUGGAAACACCUUGGGCAGAUCCUGACAUGCAACAAAAUCCACGUGUGGGUUUUUAACAAAUUGCCUUCCGUGCAGGAAUUUGGUCAUACCUGUGGAACAUGCGUUGGUCAUAUAUUAUGGAUGCAAAGCAUAAAUGCUCUCUAAUCUUUAGACAAUUGUGUAUUCUAAAUAUAUUAUCCUCAGAUUUCAUUUUAUCCAGUACUUUUGAGAAUAGUAACCUUCCAGAAAUGGUGGUUUUCCAUACACUGAUUGGGGUUGCCAACUUUAUAUAUAUAUACAGUGGUACCUCUAGUUGCAGACGUGAUCCGUUCUGGGGUGCUGUUUGCACCCCGAAAAGUCCGCAACUAGAGCGGCGCUUCUGCGCAUGCGCGGAACACACAGAACGCUUCUGCGCAUUCAGUGAAACCUGGAAGUAUACACUUCUGGGUUUGCCACGUUCGCAAGCUAAAAAGAUGCAACAUGAACCUAACGCAACAUGAGGUCUGACUGUACUGAUUCCUGAUGCUGUGCCUUUAAGAGCAGAUUAUGCUGCAGACACUAGCAAGUGAUAAUGGUUACUUCCAUGCUGCCAAAAACGUCACAUGUGAAUUUCUGCAGAUCAAACUGCUAACAUCUGACCAGGAUGUUGUUGUUCUUCUGAUCAGCUGGCAACCUUCAGGCGGAUAUGGAAGAGACGAGCAAGGCAAGCCUAACAGAUCUAGCUAUAAGCUCUUUGAAAAAAUGUAGCCAUAAUAAGGAACUACCUCUACUAUACAAAUAUUUUCUGAAGCAAUACAAACGUAAGAUAAUUAAACAGACAGGAAAAGGUCCGACUCUUUUUAAAGUUCCCCUAUUUAGACAUCCCAAUUGGAUACAGAGUUCUUCCCCAACCACUUGGUCUCUUCCUCUCUCUUUGCAUCCUUUAACUGAAUUGUUUCAUGCAUUCCAUUGCUGCUUGAUCCCAUGUAAAAUAUAAACCUGCCAGCUUAUGGAAACAACCCUUCAUUUAUCUGACGAAGUAGACUCUAGCCCACAAAAUCUUGAUGCCUUAAUAAAUCAGUUAAGUCUUUAAGGUGACACAGAACCAUUUGCUGGCUUUGUCGCAACGGAUUAACACAAGUAGACCUCUGGAAACUGUGAAGAUCCUGUGAAUUUCUCUGUGCUGGAUCAUGGCCUACAUGCGUAACACGAUAAAUGCUGGUCAUAUAAAUAGUGUGGUGUACAUUGGGUUGUGGCUCUUAAUUAAAAGUACAAGGAAACAAUAUUUCGGCUCUCCAAUGAAUGAUGGACACAAAAGAGGUUUACAUAUACCAUGUGGUUCUUGGUUCAGAAUUGCCCUUCACUGCCAUUGAAAUGCUUUCCCCUUUUUCUCAGCAAAAAGGGAUACAUUCACGGAGAGAUCUGUACCGCUUUUCCAUAGAGUUUUAUCUUCCCCUCGCUGCUCAUACCAGAGCAGGUGGAUUAGGAGAGGUAAAUUAGGCUGCUUGUUGCAGCUAAUAUUCUUUGUUUUAAUAUAGUUUUAUGAACAUGUAAAAUAUUUGUGUAUUUUGCUUUUUAUGGAUACUUAAAAAUCAACUGUUACGGUUACUACAAUGUAAGCAAACUGAAUUAUCAAUAAAGAUAUUUGUACAUUGUUUCAUU